AUGGAAGUUGUAAGAGUACUUUUCGGUGUUUGGAUUUUAGUUUCAUGGGUUUUGAUCAGUGUGUUAGGUGAGGGAGCGAGAGGUGCAUUGCCUUGUGAUUUUCCUGCCAUCUACAACUUUGGUGACUCAAAUUCAGAUACUGGUGGGAUAUUUGCGGCAUUUUACCCAGCAGGGCCGCCAUCCGGUGAGACGUUUUUCCAUCAGCCGGCCGGAAGAGGUUCCGGUGGACGUCUCAUCAUAGAUUUUAUUGCCAAAGGCCUUGGAUUGCCAUACUUGAGUGCAUAUCUAGAUUCAGUUGGAACAAGUUUCAGGCAUGGUGCAAAUUUUGCCACAGGAGGCUCAACCAUUAGGCGGCUUAACGAAUCGUACUUUGUGACUGGCGUAAGUCCAUUCUCUCUUGAUAUCCAGAUUGUGCAAUUUGGGCAGUUCAGGGCACGCACCAGCAAUCUCUACAAUCAAGCCAAGAAAGAUUCCCAGAGAAGAAAUCUCCCAAGACCUGAGGACUUCUCGAAGGCUCUUUAUACAUUUGACAUUGGGCAAAAUGAUAUUGCUGCUGGUUUUCGAACAAUGAGCAAUGAGCAAUUUAAAGCAGUAAUCCCUGACAUCAUUGGCCAGUUUGCUGCAGCAGUCCAACAUCUGUACCAAGAAGGGGCAAGAGCAUUUUGGAUACACAACACAGGCCCCAUUGGCUGCUUGGCAGUGACCCUAAACUACUACCACCGCCCACUUUCUGGCAUUCUUGACCAACAUGGGUGCGUCAUAGCUCAAAAUAACAUGGCUGAAAAGUUCAAUAGGCAGCUUAAAAAAGGUAUCAUCAGCCUAAGGGAACAGCUGCCUGAUGCUACCUUAACAUAUGUGGAUGUCUUUGCAGCGAAGUAUAAACUAAUCAGAAAUGCAAAGAAGGAAGGAUUUCUUGACGCAAGAAACAUUUGCUGUGGUUAUCACGAGGAUGGCAGCCAUGUGUGGUGUGGGAACAAGGCAAAGAUAAAUGGCAGUGAAGUGUAUGCUGGUUCUUGUGAAGAUCCUUCCAGGUAUAUUAGCUGGGAUGGCGUUCACUACACCGAGGCCGCAAAUUAUUGGGUUGCAAAUCAUAUAACCGACGGUUCAUUCUCAGACCCACCAUUGUCAAUCACAAAUGCAUGUCAUAAGGGCCGAUCUUUGUGA
This is a messenger RNA of Juglans regia (Persian walnut), 1164 nucleotides long. Its product is annotated as GDSL esterase/lipase At5g14450-like. Gene Ontology annotation, molecular function: hydrolase activity, acting on ester bonds. The transcript is spliced from 5 exons. The coding region runs from base 1 to 1164 and encodes 387 amino acids. Lineage: Eukaryota; Viridiplantae; Streptophyta; Magnoliopsida; Fagales; Juglandaceae. The record is from RefSeq and is a predicted model, not a curated record.